CGCUAACGAAGGAACAGGGUUUAAAGCUUCAGACCAGCAGCCUUCAUCGCACCAACCUGACCAACGGAAGAAAGAGGCCCUCUCCAGCCGAGACGCCAUUGAAGAAGAAGAAGAACAGUGGAAGAUACUGUUUUAAUCUUUAUGUUUCGGUUUCUUCUUCUUUUUUUUAAGUUUUCAGUUUGCACCCUCCAAGAGGCCGCAGGCCAGCACUGCCCGCAGCUCCUGCUCCUCAGCCUCCUCCACGCCGAGGGCCGCAGCUCCUCUACGCCCUGUGCCCGUAGCCCAGAGCUCCUGUUCCUCUAGUGCCCGGCUGCCCGCAGCUCCUCCAUUGUGGUUUAAUUAAAAAAGCCCAUCCCAACUCCAGCUCCUCUUUUCCUCCAACCUUAGUAAAAAAGUUUCUGUUUAUUAAGUAACAGGGUUUAAAGCUUCCAAGCUUGGAAGCCUUCAACGUACCUAUCUGACCAAGGGAAGAAAGAAGCCCCGUCUCUCCGAGAUGCCUUCGAAGACAAAGAAGCAUUCGAAGACACUGUCAAAGAUCUCAGAUUCUGAGCACUUAGUGUCUCCCGGGGCAUCAUUAUCUUCAACACAUACUCCAAAUUCAGUCGCCAGUGAAGAAGACCUCUCCUGCUCUAUUGAAGAAGCCUCCGGAAAAUUCCCUUCUCUAAUAGGAAAAUCUGCUUUUGUUGGCCGACUUACUGAUGUUGAGUCUCAGAACAAAGGCUGCAAGAUUUGGCUUUCAGAGUCUUCUAUGGUUGCCUCUUCCAUAGCUCCUGGUUCCACUGUCUCGGUGUCACUUGCUUCAAGGGAUAGGUCUUUGAAUGGAUUUCCUCUCAUCUCAUUAGCUGAUGAAUGUGCAAGGCAUUUUGGGCUGGAGUCCAGGGGUAAAAUCACUGAUGAAAUUGGGAACUACUUUGCUCUUGCCACUGCUUUUCCUUCCUAUAAGAUUUUGAAAAAUGGUGUGCGUUUAUCUUCAAAUCUUUCUUCAACAAUGGGUUGUCCUGCUUCAGGCAGCAUCUUGUUUGUUUAUCCUAUUCAAAGUCAAUCACGAACUGUUCUUCUAAAUGGCAACAAUAGCUUGCAUGGCGCCACACUUAAUAGUCUGUCAACAUACAAUCCCAGUGAACUGUAUUUGGAGUUGAUUCCUUCAAAGAAUUGUUUAACAAUAAACAAUACUAUGCUGUCUCCAGUUAAAUGUUCUACAAUUGCAUAUUCUGAUGGAUUUGAAAAUGGAUCAGUUUCGUCUCCUAGAACACCUUUGUUGCAUCAGCCGAAGCUAAGCUCUCCUGCCUCUUGUCAGUUUACAUCCACAAUAUGUGAAGAGUCGGUAUCUAAUUUACCUGAUCGGAAUAUUGCAUCUUUUGGUUCGGCUGAUAUAAGAGAAGUUUUGGGGGAUGAAAGGGCGAAGAAACUUCUCCAAUCCUGUUCCAGUUCAUGGUUAUGCUCUCGUAAGUUACUCUGUGGAAACCUUGUGGCCAUUCCAAUACUUUCUGAGCUUUGCAUUUUCUGUGUGAGAGGUGCUAAUAAACUUUCAGUCGAUGGUAGUGAGUGUCCCUCAAUUGGAAAAAGUCAUGGUAUAUCCCCUCAAACUUGUAUUUCGGAUGACUAUAUCAACGCAGUUUUUGUCAUAAACCUUGAAACCAAAGUAAAUUUGUUCUUAUCCCGGAAUUCACUAUGUGGAACUCCACACAAAGGAGAAUUGGAAUGUAUAGAAGCUGAGAGUCGGAAUGUCAAUGCUAAUGUGAAAGCUGAUGUUCCGAAAUUGGGUGGUCUAUCUAGCGAAUAUGAAGUUUUAAUGGAUAUAAUAUCGUCCUCAGUGAAGGACACCUUGUCAAGCCUAGGUUUGCGAACUACAAAGGGAGUGCUUCUUCAUGGUCCAUCUGGCACAGGAAAGACAACUUUGGUUCGUUUAUGUGCUCGUGAUGCCGGCAUCAACCUUUUCUCUAUCAAUGGACCUGAACUUAUAAGCCAAUAUUAUGGAGAAAGUGAGAAAGCAUUGCAUGAAGUUUUUGACUCAGCAAGCCAAGCUCCACCUGCUGUGGUAUUCAUUGAUGAGUUGGAUGCCAUUGCACCUGCCCGGAAUGAUGUCGGCGAUGGAAUAUCUCUAAGAAUGGUGGCAGCAUUGUUGAAUUUGAUGGAUGGGAUCAGUGAAAAUGAUGGGCUGCUUGUAAUUGGCACUACCAACAGGCCUGGUAGCAUUGAUCCUGCCCUCAGACGACCUGGAAGAUUUGACAGGCAAAUUGAAAUUGGUGUGCUAUCUCCAGUGCAACGGUCAGAUAUAUUGCAUACCCUUCUCGGUGAAUUGGAUCAUUGUCUAUCAGACCCUCAAGUUCGUCAGCUUGCUAUGGGCACCCACGGUUUUGUGGGUGCUGAUCUUUCUGCCCUCUGCAAUGUGGCAGCAUUGAUUUGUCUUAGGCGUCACAUUAAGCUUAAGAAAUCUUGUGUUGAUUUGCAUUCUAGAGGAAGCUCCGUUUCAUGUGAUGGUUGUUCUGAUGGUAAAAUUGGAGUAUCUGAUUGCCCAAAAGAUAUUGAAGAUCAGGUUUCACUAAAUCAUUCUGAUUGUGCAUCUUCAUACACAUCUGAUGUACCUGAUUCAUCCUUCAGCUUUACUGGAACAGCCUCAAAAGGAGCAGAUAAUACUCAGAAUGGAGUUAGAUUUAGUUUUGAAAGGGCUGGGACAACAGAAGAAUGCACAUUUAGAGUAGAUUUUGAAGAUUUUGAGAAAGCUAGAACCAAAGUGAGGCCCAGUGCAAUGCGAGGGGUAAUACUUGAGGUUCCGAAGGUUAAUUGGGAAGAUGUUGGGGGCCAAAAAGAGGUCAAGACACAGUUGAUGGAAGCUGUAGUAUGGCCGCAGAAGCACCAGGAUGCUCUCAAGCGUAUUGGCACCCAGCCACCAACCGGGGUGUUGAUGUUUGGUCCUCCUGGAUGCAGCAAAACUCUCAUGGCUCGGGCUGUGGCCUCUGAAGCAGGGAUGAAUUUUUUUUCUGUAAAGGGCCCAGAACUUUUCAAUAAAUGGGUUGGUGAAUCAGAGAAGGCUGUAAAGUCUCUAUUUGCAAGAGCAAGGGCCAAUGCCCCAUCAAUCAUAUUUUUUGAUGAAAUAGAUAGUCUUGCUGUAAUUCGUGGGAAGGAUUCUGUUGCUGAUAGAGUUACAACUCAGCUUCUUGUUGAACUUGAUGGCUUGCACCAAAGAGUUGAUGUUACUGUUAUUGCUGCUACAAAUCGGCCAGACGUGAUUGAUCCUGCCGUCUUGAGACCAGGGCGCUUUGAUAGGCUGCUAUACGUUGGACCCCCAAAUGAAACUGACCGUGAGGAUAUAUUCCGGAUCCAUUUGCGGAAAACUCCAUGCAGUUCAGAUGUCAGCAUAAGGGAGCUAGCCCAUCUCACUGAUGGAUGCACUGGGGCUGAUAUAAAAUCAAUAUGCCGUGAAGCAGCUAUGUGUGCCCUCGAGGAAAACCUUGAUGCAUCAGAAGUAACUAUGGAACAUUUCAAAAUUGCAAUUAGUCAAGUACGGCUCUCAGAUAUGCAGUUUUAUCAGGAGGUUGCAGCUAAGUUUCAGAGGCUUGUUGUUUCCUGUUCUGUGACGGAAGAAUUAAGUAAACCAUGCCACCAAAUAAGAUUAAACUGGACUUCAUUCUGGACUUCACUAAAAUCUGCCACAUUGUUUCUUAAUAAAAUAUGCUGCAAACGUGGUCCGAGUACCCAAGGGACGAUAAAAUCUACUAAAAUGAUUUCCCGGCAGAAUCAAAUAUCAUCAUGAUGAAUUAUUAUUUUUCAUCAGUUGCGGCGGUGCAUUGCGGUGACUGAAUUGGUACUCACCUUUUGAGAAGAAAACCACUAGCAAUUCAACCUUCCCAAUUUCAAAAGCAUAUAUGAAUCAAAAUUUUUUGUAAAAGGUCGACGGUGCUAGCGAUGAUGCCAGUGUUACAAUGGUCCUCAUGUAUAUUCUUGAUGAUAAACAAAUAAUUCGUUCAAAUUAUUAAUUCAAACUUCUCAAUUUCAAAUUCAUAAA
This is a messenger RNA of Malania oleifera, 4006 nucleotides long. RefSeq names its product calmodulin-interacting protein 111. The transcript has 12 exons. Bases 494 to 3754 code for a protein of 1086 amino acids. The record is from RefSeq and is a predicted model, not a curated record. Gene Ontology annotation, molecular function: ATP binding; ATP hydrolysis activity. NCBI's taxonomy places the organism in Eukaryota, Viridiplantae, Streptophyta, Magnoliopsida, Santalales, Ximeniaceae. Gene Ontology annotation, cellular component: chloroplast; cytoplasm.